CACAGAUCGAUAGGCUGGGCGGCCCGGGCAGCGUUAACUGCGCGGAGGCAGGAUUUCCCUGGGGAGAAUCUUCUCUCAGAGCUUUGCUGACAGCCAAGGAUGGCAAGCAAGGGGCCCUCGGCCUCUGCAUCUCCUGAGAACUCCAGUGCAGGGGGUCCCAGUGGGAGCAGCAACGGUUCUGGCGAGAGUGGAGGGCAGGACAGCACCUUUGAGUGCAACAUCUGCCUGGACACAGCCAAGGAUGCCGUCAUCAGCCUGUGUGGCCACCUCUUCUGUUGGCCGUGUUUACAUCAGUGGUUGGAGACCAGACCUAACAGACAGGUGUGUCCAGUUUGCAAAGCCGGCAUCAGCCGAGACAAGGUCAUCCCGCUGUAUGGCAGGGGCAGCACUGGGCAGCAGGACCCCAGAGAGAAGACCCCUCCCCGCCCUCAGGGACAGAGGCCAGAGCCCGAGAACAGAGGGGGAUUUCAAGGAUUUGGAUUUGGAGAUGGUGGCUUCCAGAUGUCUUUUGGAAUUGGGGCAUUUCCCUUUGGGAUAUUUGCCACAGCAUUUAACAUAAAUGAUGGGCGGCCUCCUCCAGCUGUCCCUGGGACACCCCAGUAUGUGGAUGAACAGUUCCUGUCACGCCUCUUCCUGUUUGUGGCCCUGGUGAUCAUGUUCUGGCUCCUUAUUGCCUAAUGCUGGGCUUCUGCCUGCAUCCAUGGCAGGGCCUCUAGACUGGUGACAUGCCACCCCCACUCCUGGUAUUUGGCUUCCUGGAUAAUCCUGACCCUUGGAAUCAGUGGGAUCAGUAACACAUCAAGGAGUCUUGCUUCUCCAUCAGAGCUUUGGAACUCAAGACCAGUUGUCAAGGACCUCCGAGUGUCGCCACUGCUGUAAACACCCUACUGUAACCUCAGGCCUUGGCAUUGAGUCUCCUCUCAUGGAUGACACUAUGAAAUCUUGUUUCAGCCAGCUCAGCAGGUCCUGACUCUGCACAGGGAAGAAGCAGAAAGAGAGAAACUGUCAGAGUACAAUUUCACCUGAGUUUAAUAUUACAAAAACAAAAGGAUGAACCAAAUGAUAUUUGGAAACUUUCUUUCUCUUUAAAUACUCCUUGGUAAGUGGCCUCCAAAGCCAGUGGGGGCUCCUCAUACAGUGAGGUUCCCCUUCCAAAUCCCAGUGCUGCUCUGUCUUCUUUCCUUCCCUUCCCAUUCCCCCUCCUCUUCCUCAGCAGAGAUGCAAGAGAUGCAAGAAAUUGCUGCCCCAUAAAGAUCAUAAUUACAGCAGCUAAAGCUGGAGUCACUUCAUGAAUUCACAAGAGAACCAAAGAUCCCUUACUGGCUCUGAGCCAUGCUCAGUGUCUUUGGCCCCAGAGAGCAGCUCGAAUGACCUCCUGGUUUCCUGGCAUAGAUUAUCCCUGGUGAGACAUGUGGCUUCACUCAUAGAUUUCCCAUCAGCUUUCUCCCUACAACUGUGUGCAUCUGUCUCUCUCUACCAGAGAGCAAACAGCCUAGACUACUGCUGAAGCCAGGACUGAGUGCUACCCAUUGGGAAAGACCUGGAGUCAGGGCUUUGGUGGGAUUUGGAACUCUGAUGCGGGAACAACUGAAUAAGCAGCCCUGUCCCCUAGGCUGCAGAAGCUCAAGUGCAUCCUCUCCCAGAACCAGCCCAGAGGAAAAUGGGGGCUUUGUCAGGUCAGCCCAGCUGCAUAUGGAAGACCACCAUCCUCAGAAGCCAAAUUGUUCUUUGUGAAGAGGCGGGGGAGGGAAGACUCACUUGUACCCUUGAUUUUGCUAAGGCAUGAUGGAUUCCCCUGAAAAGUCCUUUUACAUGUGCUAAAACCAGGAAAGCAUGUGACUCCCAAGCAAGCAACUCCUGAUCAUUUGUAAAGCCAGGCAGCAGGGCCUGGGGAACCCCAGCACAGUGAUAUGAUAUGAUCUUCCUUCCUGUGGAAUCCAGGGGAAAUUAUUCUUUCCAAGCCCUUGAUUCGUUUUUCAAUUUCCUAGCCUUCUUCCUCUGAAUCUUAUCAAAGGAGUGUGGUGCCAGGCAGGUAGGACAGUUCACCUGGUGGAAUGGUUCUUGCUCUGCCUGCCAGUCCUCAUCCUAAAAAUCCAGCUUCUUCCUGGAGACCGCGAAGGUGGGAGGAGAUGACUUCCUCUGGGGGCCUUUCUCUUUGUCAGUCCACACUGCUCCUGGCUAACCCCCAGCAAUCUAACAAAUGGUAGGAAGCCCCACCUAGUGCAUUUUUCCAGAUAUGGCUCUGCAUAGUUUGUAGCACAAAGACCUUGAGGAAGAUGAAGGAAGCUCUCCCCUCUCUACAGCCCCACCCCUUCUCCUUUGCACCUAUCAAUACCAGAGUUCAGUGUUUAAACAGACAAAAUAUAAAGUAUUGAGUAGGAGAUUCGUUUGCCGAAUCCACUUGGGAGGAAUAAGCCACUGGCUGUACAGUGUGCCUGAUGGAUUUUAAACAUUCCUGGGCACCCACAUAAGAGUGCUCUUUUUAUCACCUUCUGGAAAUCCCUAAAGUCUGAGAGGCCCCUGGAGUUUCUCUGCUCUAGAGAAAAUUCAUGGGAUUCCCUCAGUGCAAUGGCCCCAACUAUUAGAAGAGAGGACUUCAGUCAGGCCCAGCAGAAACGGGUUUCCAGAAGAAAGAUUAAAGAAGAGUUGUGGGUAGGAAGACUGAAUCAUUUGGACUGUGUAACAAAAUGGAGUGAGCCCGGGAGAGCUCCACCAACAAAGGCAUCUUGGGAACCUGUUAGCGAAGCCACGUUGGCCACAUGCCCUUUUAGGUCCCCACUCACCCUCUGCCAGUUGCUGGGGCAGAAGAGCUGACUUGGGACUGCUGGCUUGGCCCGGACAGGCAGCCCCCUCCCCCCACCCCUGUGCAGGCUCACCACUUAUCCCUCUGCCAAGGCAGCUUUUCUUCCUUUUUUGUGUGUUCUCUGUGUUCUUGACCUCCACCCUCCUUCUGCCCCCUUGUGGACUAGAACCAGGUCCUGACCGCAGUCAGAAAAUGACAAUAUGUACAAUGGCACACCUUAACCAGUCACUAAUUUUCACUGUUGUGAAAGUAAUUUGAUUUAGAAUUAAAGAAAUGGUUUUACAUUAC
Molecule: messenger RNA, 3091 nt
Organism: Propithecus coquereli (Coquerel's sifaka)
Lineage: Eukaryota; Metazoa; Chordata; Mammalia; Primates; Indriidae
Gene: RNF185
Product: ring finger protein 185
Exons: 7
Coding region: 100-678 (192 amino acids)
Biological process (GO): ubiquitin-dependent protein catabolic process
Cellular component (GO): endoplasmic reticulum
Molecular function (GO): ubiquitin-like protein conjugating enzyme binding; ubiquitin protein ligase activity; metal ion binding
Source: RefSeq, a predicted model, not a curated record